AUGUCUACAAUUCAACUUCCCCGCAGUUUCAGCAAUUCGCUAUGGACUGAUGACCUGCGUCUAGACAGCCUGUUCGAUUUGCUUUACAAGAACAUCCAAGAGAACACGCACCUUUCGCAAUAUUUCGAAGCUCAACUUAAAGCCGAAAGUGAUGCAAUCAAAGCGUUGAAAGCAAGACGCACUUUGGAAUCAGCGAAUGAUUUUACACUCGCAAUAAGCUUCAGUACCCUCAAUAGCAGCCUUGAAUUGGAGUGUAAGAAGAGCUACAGCGAUGAGCUCCAACAUAUUAUCAGCGUACUCAACAGAGAGACAGCAAAUCUACGCUCAAAGAUAAAGUCCAAAGAGUCUCUCGUUGAUAGCUACCUUAUUCCCCUUGAAAAGCUCAAUGAAUCAACUGCACAGCUUCACGCGGAUUACAAAACUCAAUUGAUUCAAUUCAAUGACUCUGGUAAUGAGCUGCAAGACUGCAUUGAGCAGCUUCCCUCCAUCAGCAUCAAGGUCCCACUCCUCGGUGAACGUCAUGAUUGCUUUUUGGGCAGAGACAUUUUCAACUGGUUCAGACUCAAAAUGAAGCUUAGCGAUGAGCAGACAUUAGAUCUCUGUACAAAUCUACCUAUCAGAAACGUAAAUACCCUUAAAAAUGCCUUUGAAAGCGCAUUCGAUCUUGAUAGUUACUACCAAUUUACUACCCAACAGCAGCAACUCAAGGGUGUUCUGGAUGAGACACUCUCUAGCUACAUGCAGUCGCGCACUCAACUACACAGACAGAGGAUGUAUGUAGAGGAAGUGAUUGAGGAUACGUUGAAGGCAUUGCAAGCACUUGAACACAGUCGUCUGGCGCUUACCAAACACGCGCUUGCAAGGUUUAACCAAUCGCAGAACAAAUACCUUAGUGGGAUACAAGAAGCUGUUAACGCUUCUGCAUUAGCGGUUCAGACAUUCAAUCCAUCGACUGAUUUGCAGGCUUUCAUCGAUCAGUAUAAAACAGGACCAUUCAGACCAUCUAUCUAUCAAUCACCUCUACCUACAACACUGAAAGACUCAAAUUUUACACUCUUCGGUCCUGAUCUCACCCACUUGAUUCCAUGUCCUGAUACCGUCACUCCAGGUCAGAGAUCAACACCACUUGCGCUCAAGCUGCUACUCAAAGCUCUUGAUAGAAAGUAUGCAGAUAUUAAAGAACCUGAGAAUGUGCGCAAGGUCUGGAUUCUUGAUAUCCCAUUAGUCACAUGUCACAAUGUCAGUUUGGCACUAAGUAACGUACCUAGUGUUAAAAUCAUUGGGGCAUUAGAAGGCGUUUUAAAUGACGUCCAUGCUCCCAUAAUUGCUGCUUGUGUUAGACUAUUCGCACUCGAACUCAACCCGCCACUUGGAGGUUUGCACACAUGGGAAGAUGCUAGGGCAGUAUAUCCAAAAUACAUCGAAAAGGGAUAUGAGAUUCCUGCACAAGAUGUACAAAAGGUGUUGGAGAGAGUGCCUCUCCUCAAUCUCACUACACUCUAUGAGAUCUGCAAUCACAUACAUAAUCUCUUCACCUCUACUUCGACUGGUUCAGAGAAUGAAGAUGACGUAUACUUGCAAAAGCUCUCGCUGUUACUUGUAAGAUCUAUUUUCAGACCACGCGUAGAGAGUGAUCUCACUAUUCAAGAAAGACAUAUGACCAAUUUACUCAUCGACUUAAUCAAGCGUCCAGAAGAUAUCCUUAACCCACUUAUUGAAAGGAAAAGUACGGAAUUAAGUCCAUCCAAGACAUUACAAAGGAGACGCACGAAGCCCAUCGAUGAGAGAGUGCUUAGGUCUACAUUCAACUCAUCAAUAUCAAGUGCGGGAAGUAGCAGACAUUUAACGCCUGAUGAAUUACUCGACCAGCUGGAAUUUGGUAGCACAGGUUUGAGGUCUCGUUCUACGUCUAUCGUCAACGACAGCAAACAAGCAUCGCCAACUUUAGAUGCUAGAGCACCGCCUGUAAAUGUUAAGGAGGCUGCGCAAGACAAACCAGUUGAUCAGCCUGGUGAUGCGCAAGUGCACGAACACGCCAAUCAAAACGACGAUGAUAUACUUGAUAUCAUUGAUGGUCAUGGUGACAACCGCACUUCGUACGCAUCUGCAGACUCCGAUAAGAAGGGUGACGAAGGAGACAAUAUUACUGGAGAAGAAACGACUGUGGAUACGGUGUCAUGGCAGGAAGAUGCACCUCGUGAGAAAGGCGAAGCCAGAAUAUCAUCAGUAGAAACAUAUACCUUUGUCGAACAUGAAGAUCCUCCUGCAAGAAAAUCACCAACACCACCACCUCCACAGCCACAAAAUGAAACCGUUUUAAACGAUGAAGAUGACGAUGCACCACCUGCUUUUGUGACUGCUGCAAUAGAGGCCGAUAGGCCGGUAGAUGAUGAAGAGGAAAAAGACAGCAAUACCUCGUCGUUCGCUAGUCACCCCAGUCGUGAAAACAGCAUCAAGACUAACAGCGCAAGAUCGUCACUGAACCGUGGUUCAAGAGUUAGGAAAAGCGCCUUGAAGAUGGCAAAUCCGUAA
Messenger RNA from Wallemia ichthyophaga EXF-994, 2532 nucleotides. Its product is annotated as Rho-GTPase-activating protein 8. The coding region runs from base 1 to 2532 and encodes 843 amino acids. NCBI's taxonomy places the organism in Eukaryota, Fungi, Basidiomycota, Wallemiomycetes, Wallemiales, Wallemiaceae. The record is from RefSeq and is a predicted model, not a curated record. The transcript has 2 exons.